Messenger RNA from Lodderomyces elongisporus, 1251 nucleotides. RefSeq names its product Hrq2p (gene HRQ2). Lineage: Eukaryota; Fungi; Ascomycota; Pichiomycetes; Serinales; Debaryomycetaceae. The record is from RefSeq and is a predicted model, not a curated record. The transcript has a single exon. Bases 1 to 1251 code for a protein of 416 amino acids.
AUGAACUCGACGUUGGCUUCAACAGUACAGAAUGCUUUGAACAAACCUUUUGACCCGACUUUGGUCACGGUUGUUGCAUUUAUCUUUGCUUCAUUUUACCUUUACACUAAAAGUAAAGUAUCAAGUAUUGGCAAAAACGCCAACAAAACUAUUUCCGAAGCAAAACCGGCAAAGUCCUCAUUUUACAAUAAACACAACUCAACCCAGCUCCAAAUCACACCACUCACCGAGUUUAAAUGGAAUGAAGAUAAUGAGCCCCUCAAAUCAAUGCCAUUUAAAAAUGCACCAUACAAAUUGACAAUGGGUAUCAGGAGUCUCGAGGCUCAGGACUGGCUCUUGAUUGAACCCACUUAUUUAUCACGUUUAGAACAUAAACGUCGUAUCUUGAACAAUUGUCAUCCUGCGUACCCCAAGACAAGGGAUUUGAGAUCAUCCACUUUGUUUGCAAGUGAGGAGGCAAGAGAAGCAGUGGUUGAGUUUUAUGACAUUGUGAUGGACUACUGCUUACGCAAAUACCCUACAUGUUUUGCUACCACUACAGAUUCAGAAUCAGAAUAUCACAACCAAACUUUGAUCCACAACUUGAUCACCAACAAGAAAUAUCCACUCAAGGGUAAUGGCAUUGAGCCCAAGGUUCUUGAAGAAUACUUGUCGCAAAACAUUGAGGAAGAUUUUAUUAUUCUUUUGAAGGACCCUUUGAGAGCACAUGAGGAAUAUGGUGAAGAGUAUUGGUUCAAAGCCGGAGUCUUUGGUUUUGCCGCUGGAUUUGAUCCAAAGGAACGAUUUAAUAAGCCACUUACAUCGAUCCACCAGCUAAUUCCUGGAUACACUACUAAACUCAAGACAUCAAUGAAUAGGUUUUUUGACCGUUUGUCCCCUGGACAAUUUGUCACUAGGUCCAACUGGUCGAUGCAAACACACAAAAAUUUCUACGUGGAUGACCAGAACAAGGGCCACAAUUUACCCAAUGGCCACGAACAAAAGGCUAUACCAUAUGAAAGCUUGAACUUUGAUGAUGUAAGGUAUAGAAGUGAACGACAGGUAUUGACCAAAUUACCCAAGUCUGGCGCAGUGGUGUUCACCAUCCGGACAUAUUUGAUUCCUAUUGAGGAGAUUAGAAACGAAGGACCGGAAGUAUGUGAACGGUUGAUUGGAGCUAUAAAGGGGUUUCCUGAUGAUAUAAAGCAGUACAAAGCAGCAGGUGAAUGGGGUCCAGCAAUUAUACAAUAUUUGAGCAAAAAACUUGAUUGA